This is a messenger RNA of Drosophila bipectinata, 3573 nucleotides long. RefSeq names its product tipE homolog 2 (gene Teh2). NCBI's taxonomy places the organism in Eukaryota, Metazoa, Arthropoda, Insecta, Diptera, Drosophilidae. Gene Ontology annotation, cellular component: plasma membrane. Gene Ontology annotation, molecular function: sodium channel regulator activity. The record is from RefSeq and is a predicted model, not a curated record. Gene Ontology annotation, biological process: regulation of sodium ion transport.
ACGAAACUGUACACCACAUGCGAGGCGCUUGAUAUUCUCAAGAUACGACGAUCGACAGAUCCGAAGACAAUAUUAGUAUAAUUUAAAAUUAUUUAGUUAUUCGUUGGGUUAGGGCCAGAGGCUGAAGGAACUGUAGGAUAGGUGAGAGGAUUUAAGUCCAGAGCGCGGAGGAUUAAAUUACAAAUUUUUGCUAUUAUGGAACUUAGUUAUAUCUAGGGAAUAAACGCACACACCCACAGCCACAUGCACAGCAAAAGCACACACUCACACUGACACAUCGACACACUGACACUCACACACACACACACAGCCACACACACACAACACCCAAAAAGCAGCUGAAAAGGAUAUAGAACAAGGUUCAGUCACCGGGAGAGAAGGCAGAGGAAUUCAAAAAAUGGCUUAGAGAGAGGGAUGCGUGAUUAAAAAUCUAAAUAAAAUCUCGAACAACAAACUAGUCAAGAAAGUCAAAGCUAAAGUUAACCUUAACGAAGUAAAAAAAAAAGGAAAUAAUUUAGAUAAAGAAUAAAAACAAUAUACAAGAAGCCUCCUUUCAAGAGAAGAGGUUGAAAAUAAUAUGAAAACAAAAAUAGUUUAAAACCAAAAUAAGAAAAAACAUUUUCCAUUUCGGCUAUAAAAAAUAUAAGGCAACGGGAUAUAGAAAGUUAGAAGUGUAAGUUAUAAAAAAAAUAAAAAUAAAAAAGAAUUAAAGGAAAGCAAGAGCGAGAGAUUAGAACUUUAUUGUAGAAAGCAGCGAAUGUUAGCGGUGUUCAUUUUAAAGGCUUUUACCGAUCCAACUAAAAUCUAAGCACCAACACACAAGCGAAUAAGAACAGAGAUUAAAAAAAACCCCACACUAGACACCAGAACAGACAACAGACACCUCCGCCAUGAAGAAAAGCUCCACGCUGACGACGACCACGUCGAUGCCCACUAGCCCCACGCUCUCAACCCAGACGCUCUCCGCCAGCAAGAUCAGUCUGACCAGCAGCCGGUGUGGCUCCACGGCGGGCUCGGCAUGCGGCUCGGCGGGAUCUGCGGGCUCGGUGCGAUCCGCCUGCCAGUCGCCGGUGAGACCGGGUAGCGGAUGCGUGGAUGCCCUCAAGGCGAAGCGGGAGGAAAUCGAGAUCGAAACGGUGCUUGAGAAGGCAAAGUUCUACACCUCAGUGUGCCUUGGUACGACUGCCAUUUUGUCGGUGUUCACAUUCCUCUUCCUGAUACCCUUCGUCGUGGAUCCCGCCAUUUCAACGAUCAUCGCUGAUUAUGAUCCAGUGCCGGUGACCUGCAUCGUCAUCGAUCACAUCUAUGCGGAGGGCAUCAAGAACUGCAGCUGGAGCUCCUGUCGCGAGGGCUGCACCUCAUCACUCACCAAGUGCCAUCAGUUGUUUGUCAACUACACGCGCAUCCCGUUCAGCGAGUGGGAGCGCAAUCCUCGGGACCUGGACACGGUCAACUGGGAUGUGAGCUACACCAAAUUCCUGAUAAACUCGGAGGGCUGUGGCUAUCCACCCACGACCAACUGCAGCGUCUUUGCCAGGCAGUACGGAUUCUCACAUAUUGGAGAACCUUUUCCCUGCUACUACAGCAGGGCCUAUCCGGAGGUGGUGAUCGGUCGGUACUCGUGGGAGAACAACCUGUACCACCUGAUCCUAUCGCUGAUCAUACCGAACGUGCUCUUCGCCAUCUCGAUCGGGGUGCUCAGCUAUUGGUACUGUCCCUGCUGCGAGAAGGCCUGCAACAAAUCCUCGCGGGUCUACGCCGAGAAGUUCCCGACCAAGGAAGACAAACUUCUGUGUCACAGUGACGAAGACGAUGAAAUGGAAUACUAGCAAAAAAUAAUAUUAGUUAAUGCCCUUAACAAAUAGCAAAUUCAAAUUUGUAGUCUGUACCACACAACACAUAGCUUAUCUAGAUAUACAUUAUAUACAAAUGAUAGAAAUUCCAUUUGACAUUUGCCAUAUUACAUCGGAAAAAACAAAAACAAAAGAUACAACAAAAAAAAAUAUAUAAAAAUUGCUGGCGGAGCAUCGUCGAAGGAUACAACCUUUUUCUCAGCCAUUUUAUUCGAAAUUAAGCGCUCAAGACACAUUUGUUAACUCAACUUUGCCAUCAUAUUGUUAUGCUAGACAUACAACAUAUUAUAGAGUCUCUCUUUGGUUGGAAUACUUUAGAAACUUGGCUUUUGAACCGGCUUUUGGAGGCGGCAACGAUGCUCCGCUUCAUAAUUAUUGCGCCACUCUCGACUUCGAUUUCCACAAAGAUAAUACCAAUACCAAUUAAAGAAUCGCUUGUUUUCAACAAAUUGUGAUAGUAGUCAUAAAAAAUAUUAAGUAAAUUCGUAUUACUAACUAAACAAAGAAACCAAAAAAAAGUAAACGGAAAGCGAAACCGAAAUACCAAUCAAAGCAAUUGUAUAGAAUCGAUACCCGAUACUGCUCCGGGCCACAAAUUAAUGGCCGAGACUCGACAUAAAUCCGGGCGGGCGGAGAUCAAACUCAAAAAAAUAUAUAGAUACCAGAUACAAUCCAUGGGGAUAAGCAGCGGAACCAAAAAUGAAUUCACACUCAUCCAGACACACACACAGACACACUCGCAUUGGGACACUCUUCGACAUUUUUGAAAUAGUUUUAACAAUCUUAUGUAAAAAAGCAAACAUCUAAUGGAUUAUAACAAUAUAUAUAAAUAUUGAUAUAUAUACAAAAAAGAACAUAUAGCUUAGCAGAACCGAUAUAACGCACGUUGCUUAUGAGAAUUUUUUAAAUCAUACAAACCAAACCGAACAAAACAAACCAAUUUGAAUGCAAAACGAUUAAAAUUUUUUACUUAACGUGUCUUUAUCAAUAAACAAAUUAAACCAGCUAACGGCCUAUUUAAUAAACAAUUAAAACCAAAAAAAAAAAGAGAAACAAAAACAAAAGUGGAGAAAUGCUAAAAAAAAAAGAGAUGUUUUCUUUCAAAACUUUCUUUUGGGGAAUGAAAGAGUAGCAGAAGCCAGAAACCAGGACACGGGGUUAACCACCAGUGAGCGAGAGAGAGGGAGAGAAACUGGGAGGAUUCUCCUGUUCUCCAGGCGCAGGCGUGUUGACAGGAUCUGGAACCAUUUGUUGAGCUGGCUCCAUCCCUGUCCCUGUUUCGGUUUCUGUUUCCUUUUCAGUUUCAGUCAAGGGUUUGUUUUGACCUGGCCUUUCACUUUCACUUUCGACCAAAAGUAAGAGUGCGCAGUGCGUCCUUUGGCAGCCCUGGCAUCCGCUCCGGGACUCAGUCAGGACUCAGUUGCUGCCAGGAGCGGACGUGGUUAAGGACGUGGUGCCCUCGGAAAAUCACACUCGCACCAAACGGAAGGCCUCGGAAGCAGCCAGAGCUCAUUCAUCAAACAUAAACGUCCCAGUUCCUUUCCCACUCCAGGACACUUCCACAUUCCACCCACCUGACCAAGUCAUUUUAAAGUCCAAACACAAACAAGCCAGUGGAACUUUGACCGAAAAUAGACCAGCACUCGCUCACCAAAAAAACAAACAGCGACCCAACCCACCACAUCGAACCACCCCAACGACAACCCCACCCACCCAGGAA